Molecule: messenger RNA, 1253 nt
Organism: Phanerochaete carnosa HHB-10118-sp
Lineage: Eukaryota; Fungi; Basidiomycota; Agaricomycetes; Polyporales; Phanerochaetaceae
Exons: 5
Coding region: 1-1170 (389 amino acids)
Biological process (GO): protein phosphorylation
Molecular function (GO): ATP binding; protein kinase activity
Source: RefSeq, a predicted model, not a curated record
AUGGACAGAGAAGAGUCCUCCGACGAGCAAGACGUAUCUGACGAACUAGCUAGAGAUCACGCAGUACUCACGCAGGCCGAGCAGGAAUGGAGCAGAAGAGGACCGUUGCUGGAGUCGUACGGCUAUCGUCUGCGACCAAGGUAUCGUCCAGGUUGGACACCUUCCUGGCGAGACGGCAACGACGAUCUCUUGAGGUGUGAAGACUUCUAUCGCAUUCCUCGAUCCUUUCUCAUAGAUGCGGAGCGUAUUGAAGACGGAAAGCUUGUAUAUAUCAAGGCCGUGUCCACGGGUAACGACGAGAUAAAGAUCGCGACGAUGCUUUCUUCUCCGCCUCUCAAUUCUGACAUUCGAAACCACUGUGUGCCCAUUUUGGACAUCAUAGAGGACGAUAACGACCCGGAUGUGUCGCUGAUAGUAAUGCCUUUCCUUCGCCUUAUGGACGAUCCACCGUUUGACACGGUGGAUGACGUCGUGGACUUCGUGGACCAGAUGCUUGAGGGACUCGUCUUCAUUCACGAGCAAGGGGUAGCGCAUCGAGACUGCUCCAGGAAAAAUAUCAUGAUGGACGCGUCGACGCUCUACCCACAAGGCUUCCAUCCGAUCCGCGACACACUAUUAUCAGACGUCAGCACCGAUGCUCCACAUCUUUCGCGGUCCGCUGCGCGCGUCAUGUACUAUUACGUGGACUUUGGGAUAUCCGUCCGCAUCCCGCCGGAAGUCACUCCUAAGUUGGUGACUGGACGUCUUGGCCGCGAUCGCGAUCCUCCAGAGUUACGUGUAAAGAGGGCGGCGUCAGGUGGGACACCCACGCAGAAACCGUACGAUCCGUUCAAGCUGGACGUCUUCAUCCUCGGCAAUACUAUCAAGAAGGAAAUAUACGAAAACUACUCCAAUCUAGAAUUUCUUCAGCCUCUCUUCAGUACUAUGACCGCUCGCGAGCCUCAGUCACGGCCCACGGCGGCCGAAGCGCAGGAGUUCUGGCGCACGAUCAGGGAUAACAUGUCGCGUCUCCACCGUAUCAGCAGGCUGCGCGGCCGGGACGAAGUAUGGGCCCAGACCGCAUUCUUGGAUAUUUUCUCCUUCGUCCGGAUUGGCGUCUGGAUUUCGACUGGUAUGUACGAGCGGAUCGUUGGGAUGCUGAGCAUGGCACGCCGCUCGACUCUAGGAUAACGGAAGUUUGCUCGUCACCUACUAUCAUGUACACGGAACGCUUUAUAUGUACCGCUGCUUUCACAUUGCUAACACUGCUUUGG